AUGUGUGCUUCAUUUCGGAUAGCGGUACUAAUUAUCUGUAUAGCUGUGGUCUCCGGACAUGUUCGCGGACCAAGAAGGUCACGUCGGAUGGAUGCUGAAGACUAUGCGCAGAAUGAAAUUGAAAGCAGUAGAGCAGAUGAGAGUUCUUGGUGGCCAUCAGCGGAAUUCUCCAUUUUACAAAAACUUUACGACGAUUGUAGUGCGCAGAAACAUUUAACAAUGUGUCUAAAAGGCAAAGCUCUCGUUGCUUUAACAAGAGCAGUGGAACAGGAAAGUGUACAGCUCGCUGAUGGGCUUACAUUGGUUAAACAAGCUGAUACGCCAAAUUCUGUAGCAGAGCCUCGCUUCCUCCCGGGAAUGUCGAUGGAGGACAAACUUGAUACUAUGCUACGUACUCGAUUCGAGCAAUUAUUAGACACGCACACUAUUUCGAUGGAUUUAGCCUCAGAAGGUAGAGGUAGAGGUAAGAAGGUACUACCCUACUUGCUACUUGGGAUUUUUACAACCGUCAGUAUCGUGGGAGGUAUUGCCUUAAAGACAUUAGCUGCCAUAGCUGGUAAAGCGCUCAUUGCUAGCAAGGUAGCGCUAACAAUUGCUGGAAUCAUCGCCCUUAAGAAACUAUUCAGCCAUGAUGGCGCGGCUGGUGAAACUACGUUCCAAGUUCACGCAGAUGGCCACCAUAGGCGGAACUUAUAUGUGGUGAGGCCAGCGAGGUCGGGCACCGUGGAUCCUUACCGCUACUACGCGGACCAGUUGCAAGCAAGCGAGAGUGCG
Messenger RNA from Brenthis ino (lesser marbled fritillary), 774 nucleotides. The record is from the annotation of a GenBank genome assembly. NCBI's taxonomy places the organism in Eukaryota, Metazoa, Arthropoda, Insecta, Lepidoptera, Nymphalidae.